This is a messenger RNA of Paraphaeosphaeria sporulosa, 641 nucleotides long. RefSeq lists its product as uncharacterized. The record is from RefSeq and is a predicted model, not a curated record. Bases 1 to 546 code for a protein of 181 amino acids. The transcript has 2 exons. Lineage: Eukaryota; Fungi; Ascomycota; Dothideomycetes; Pleosporales; Didymosphaeriaceae.
AUGCGCAGCUCAAUCCUUGCAGUACUCGCUUCUCUUGGUCUCGCAAAUGCAGCAUGCUCCACCGUUAGCAAGGUAACGCAUACCUUCUACGGCUACCCGGACAACGAUCCCCCUGGGCCCGCGACUGCCUACGACUGCGGUCGCGGCUUCAAAGCUGGAGGCACUGGUACAUACGCAGAUCCCCUGACGUUUGCCUCCGCUCAAGGAGAGUUCAAAUCAUGCGAAAUCAUCUACGACCCGUACCUGCGCAAGUACUUGCGCUACGAGGACUAUUGCCAACAGUGCACCGAAGAUUGGGCUGCCAGUCCGAAGAUUAACCACAUCGAUGUGUGGACUGGCAGUCCAACGGUCAACGGCGGACAGCAGCAGAUUCAAUGCGAGAACGACCUCACCCCGGCCGACAGGAGUCAGAAAAUCGUUCGUCAGCCGGCGACGAACCUUCCCGUUGAUACUUUCGGCACUGCGCUCUAUGUGAAAGGAGCAAGUCCAGCCUGCAGGACCAGUAAGGUGUUUCCGAAUUACAACAUUGGGGACUAUUGCAAAUAGCCGACUGCAUGAUUCAGGUUGUCCUGGACACAGUGAAAAGUGGUACUUAAUGGUCGCUGUGUGCAAACAUGGAGAGAAGUGGCCCUCCUUCGGAG